ACGUGCACAAACCCGGCGCCCAUUGCAUGGCAUUGCUCUAGUUUUGUACUAAGUUGAAGCAGCUGUGGGUAGUGACUGAUGUGAAUGUGACUUCUUUUCUGAAACUCGUAAUUUCGAAAGUAUCUUCCACCACCAUUAUGCCUGAUCAUCUUUUCAUCGGGAGACUGAGCCUCAACACACGAAUGCGAGAUAUCCUGGCCAUUUUUGAAAGAUAUGGCAGAAUAACCAGAAUAGAUCUCAAAUUUGGUACUGAAUGGGCUUAUGCCUUUGUGAAUUAUGCCAACCAACGUGACGCAGAGGAUGCGAUCGAGCACGAGAACCGCCGAGAAGUCAACGGCCAGAGGAUUGUGGUAAAGUGGGCCAACGGACAAAGAUGGAGAUUCUUGGGUUUUUCUUCUGAAUUGACAAUUUCUGUUAUAAUAAUGAUACUAGUUUUACUAUAUUACUACUGCUUCUACUAAUAAUAAUUAUGGUAAUUAUAAUGAUAAUGAACAGCAAGAAUUAAAGAACAACAACAACGAUAGAACUAUAUAGGCCUCGGUUAUUAUUUCUGUUAUUACUAUACUAUAGAAUUCUUCUUCGUGGUUCGUAUUCGUUGGAAUGUAAUCUAGUUAUAGAUGAAAGGUAUUUUACAAUCGAAAUAGAUAUGAUGUAAAUAAACUACAACUACUACCUUAUUAUUACAGCAUUUAAAUCAAGGCCGUAUACUUUACCCUUUUGGUUUUUCGCUUCACCAUUAUGUCAAUAUUUCAAUAGUGUUGUGUUCAAACGUAAAAUGUUCGUAUCUUACAUGUAAAUUGUCACACGUUAAUUGUUAACGGUUUGUUAUCUAACUAUGUACCGUUGGAAAUUUAUGAAAUGGACCUUGUGGAAGAUUAGUCUUGUUCUAAACAAGUUACUACUGCUACUACUACUACUACUACUACAAUGAUAAUGGCGA
Strongylocentrotus purpuratus (purple sea urchin) is the source of this 940-nucleotide messenger RNA. Its product is annotated as serine/arginine-rich splicing factor 6-like. Gene Ontology annotation, molecular function: RNA binding. The record is from RefSeq and is a predicted model, not a curated record. NCBI's taxonomy places the organism in Eukaryota, Metazoa, Echinodermata, Echinoidea, Camarodonta, Strongylocentrotidae. Bases 138 to 461 code for a protein of 107 amino acids. The transcript is spliced from 4 exons.